AAUAUCAAAGCUUUGGUUGCCAACCACCAAUGAACCUCAAAGAAGAAGAAGAAGAAGAAGAAGAAGAAGAAGUCUCCAUACAGAGUUGUCAGCAAACUUGAUUCCAGUAGUCAUUAAGAUGCCUUUCAUCGAUUUACAGAGUAAUUUACCGGCCAGUUCAUUCUCGGAGGACUUUCUGAAGAAGCUGUGCUCCUGCACCGCAGCUGCUCUGGGAAAACCAGAGGACAGGAUGAAUUUGGUGGUGAAAGCCGGGUUGCUGAUGCUGAUAGCUGGCUCUUGCUCUCCGUGUGUGAUGCUGUUAGUGUCUGCUAUCAGUGUGACCGACACCGCUGACAAGAACAAGGAGCACAGUGCCAAGAUCUUUGAGUUUCUGACUAAAGAACUUGGUCUGGCUGAAGACAGGAUUGUUAUUCAGUUCCACGCGCUGCAGCCUCACCAGGUCGGGAAGAAGGGAACUGUCAUGAGCUUCUUGUGAAAGACGUUGCUGUGUCUGAUACAUCUCACCAAGUCGUUCCUAAAAGAAAGAGAAUACAGAAUAGCAGAUUAGAUCCGUAUGAAUCACUCACUGAAGUAAAGUAAUUUUAAGGUCAGGUACUGUAUUUUCAUGUCUUAUCCAAGCACGCUGUCCGCCCCAUGUUUAACAUAUCUGCAGUUGUUCCUAAAGCUGUAAAAUAUGAUGUUGAUAAAAAAAAAUUCUAAUUAAAAAACCUGUCGCUGUU
Cottoperca gobio is the source of this 719-nucleotide messenger RNA. RefSeq names its product D-dopachrome tautomerase (gene ddt). Gene Ontology annotation, molecular function: phenylpyruvate tautomerase activity. The transcript has 3 exons. The record is from RefSeq and is a predicted model, not a curated record. NCBI's taxonomy places the organism in Eukaryota, Metazoa, Chordata, Actinopteri, Perciformes, Bovichtidae. Bases 119 to 475 code for a protein of 118 amino acids.